AUGGUUCGGAAUCUCCGUUUAUGGAUGUUGGUCCUCUGUUUUUGCCUUGCAAACUCCGCGUUUAAAGCAGUUACGGAAGAUGAAAACGACGAGAGAAAGCCUUACAUUGUGUACAUGGGAGAUGCGGGUGAGAAUUAUCAUGUUGAAGCCGCCGAAGACCAUCAUAAUAUUCUAUUGACAGUGGUCGGAGACGAGAGCAAAGCAAGAGAACUUAAAAUGUAUAGCUAUGGAAAGAACAUUAAUGGAUUUGUGGCAAGACUUUUUCCUCACGAAGCAGAGAAGCUAUCACGCGACGAAGGAGUUAUAUCGGUGUUUAAGAACACUCAAAUACAGCUUCACACGACAAGAUCAUGGGAUUUUCUAGGCUUUGUUGAGUCUAAAUACAAAAGAAAUGUAGCAGUAGAGAGUGAUAUUAUUGUAGGAGUUCUUGACACAGGAAUCGAUAUCGAGUCACCGAGCUUCGAUGACAAAGGCUUUGGACCACCUCCAGCUAAAUGGAAAGGAAAAUGUGUCACUGGAAAAAACUUAACUCGUUGCAAUAAUAAAGUGAUAGGCGCAAAGUACUUCCACCUCGACCAACAGAAUUUUGUCGAUGACCAUGGAGACACCGCCGCGGAUUACGAAGGUCACGGGACUCACAUAUCUUCCACAAUCGCCGGUGUUUCAGUCUCUGACGCUAGCCUUUUCGGAAUCGCCAACGGGACAGCACGAGGCGGUGUUCCUUCUGCAAGAAUAGCUACUUACAAGGUUUGCUGGGAGUUGGACGGAUGCUCGGCCAUGGACAUGUUGGCGGCGUUCGACGAUGCGAUUUCUGAUGGGGUUGAUAUGAUAUCGGUUUCGAUCGGAGGAUCCUCGCUCCCGUUUUUUUCAGAUCCGAUUGCGAUCGGAGCGUUUCACGCCAUGAAAAGAGGUAUCUUGACAACGUGUUCCGCAGGCAACACCGGUCCCGAAUUAUUUACGGUGUCCAACCUCGCGCCGUGGGUAAUGACCGUCGCGGCUAACUCAAUCGACCGGAAGUUCCAGACUGUUUUCAAGCUCGGAGAUGGCCAAACCGCAUCUGGAAUCUCUCUAAACGGAUUCUCUCCAACGAAGAAAAUUUAUCCUCUGACGAGCGGUUUGCUUGCGUCUAACGUAACUGCAGGUGGCUAUGGAGAGCCAAGUGUUUGUGAGGCUGGAACAAUGGGGGAAGAUAAAGUGAUGGGGAAGGUGGUUUACUGUGAGGCAGCACCUGAAGAAGGAGGAGGCAGUGGAGGUGAAGACCAUAUUGUGAGAUCCUUAAAAGGAGCUGGCGUCAUCAUUCAGCUUCAAGAACCGACUGAUAUGGCCUUUGUAACUGUCAUUCCUGGCUCUUAUGUCUUCUUCGAAGACGGUACAAAGAUCUCUGAAUACAUCAACUCCACCAAAAAUCCUCAAGCGGUUAUCUUUAAGACACAAACAAGCAAAAUGUUAGCUCCUUCGGUUGCUACCUUCUCAGGAAGAGGGCCUCAAAGAAUCAGCCCAAGCAUUCUUAAGCCUGACAUUUCAGCUCCCGGACUAAACAUACUUGCGGCACUCUCGAGGCUAGAAUCGUUAACCGAUUAUCCAGACGAUAAAAGACAAACACUUUUCUCCAUCAGGUCAGGAACAUCAAUGGCUUGUCCUCACGCAGCAGCUGCAGCGGCUUAUGUCAAAUCUUUCCAUCCUGAUUGGUCUCCAGCCGCAAUCAAAUCCGCACUAAUGACAACAGGCAAGUAA
Molecule: messenger RNA, 1734 nt
Organism: Microthlaspi erraticum
Lineage: Eukaryota; Viridiplantae; Streptophyta; Magnoliopsida; Brassicales; Brassicaceae
Source: the annotation of a GenBank genome assembly